This is a messenger RNA of Melampsora larici-populina 98AG31, 1680 nucleotides long. RefSeq lists its product as hypothetical. Bases 145 to 1377 code for a protein of 410 amino acids. Lineage: Eukaryota; Fungi; Basidiomycota; Pucciniomycetes; Pucciniales; Melampsoraceae. The record is from RefSeq and is a predicted model, not a curated record. The transcript is spliced from 9 exons.
CAUCAUCAGACUUUCAUCUUCCCUCUUAUCACCAAUUUAUCUUUCAAACUUUAUAUAUCCUCAACUCAUUCUUAAAAACUAUUCCACUACAAAACCAUAACUCCCAUUCCAAGACUUUAUCAAUUUCAACUUUUUACUAUCAAAAUGACAAGCUUAGAAAUCAUGAUUCUCGGUAGUGGAACUUCAAGUCAAGUACCAGUCAUAAGUUGUUUAAUUUCAAAAGAUAAAGCUUGUACUUGUUGUCUUUCAACUCGUUCACCAACCGGUUCAAAAAACAUUCGUCGUAAUACUUCUGCAAUUCUUCGUAUUACCAAUCCUUCAAAUCAAUCUACUCAAAAUGAUCAAAAUCCUAUGACUACUCCCAAAACUAUCUUGAUUGAUGUUGGUAAAAGUUUUUGUGAAGCUGCUCGUCAACAUUUUCCAAUUAAUGAGUUAUCAACUAUUGAUGCUGUUUUACUUACUCAUCCUCAUGCUGAUGCUAUUAACGGAUUGGAUGACUUAAGAGCGUGGACGUUGGAUGCUGUCAUACAACCCUCGAUACCUAUCUAUUGUGACAAAUUCACAUUUUCAGAGGUGGAACGUAUGUUUCCAUACAUGGUCAACUCGGCAAAUGCGACUGGUGGCGGCGAUGUACCUGCCUUCCAAUGGAACAUCAUUGAAGAUGGACAACCUUUUGACCUUUUUGGAGUCCGUAUCUCGCCUCUCAAAGUUAAUCACGGCUGUUAUUUUGGUCCUACCGGAGCCGUCGAGGGUCCAUAUGGCUGCCUGGCCUUUCUCUUCGACCGUUCAAUCUGCUAUAUGUCUGACGUUUCAUCAAUUCCAGAGUCAACCUACGCAGCUCUAGGCGUUUUGCCUCCUACAUCCUCUACAUCCUCACCUGCUCCUAUUCACUUAUCACCUAAUAUGGCCAUAGAAGGAUCAGAUACGGAUUCUGAUAUCACUCGCUCUACAUCACCCGUUUCUACUGCUGCCACUUCUCUCGACUCUGAACCUAUACCUAUGGGUGUUCCACCUCUGCCUAUACUUAUCAUUGACACAUUAAGACUCAAGCCUCAUACUUCGCAUUUCGGAUUAGCCGAAGCGGUAUCAACUGCAAGUCGCUUAGGUGCUCAACGAACCUAUCUUCUGGGUUUUACUCAUGGAGUCACACACGAAUGUUGGGAAAAGGCAUGUGAGGCUAUUGGAGAAGGAAGAAUUGCUAAUGAGAAGACAAAUGAAGAACAUACAAAAGAGAUUGAAUUAGGAAAUCAUCCAGAAGAAUUCACUCAAGAAGCUCUUCGGAUCGUUGGAGCUAUGAACCCGAUUUGGGUUAGACCUGCAUUUGAUGGAUUAUGGGUUAGAACAGAUGGAAAGACCAGUUCAGAUGAUUUUUACUAAAAACAGUUUUGUCUUCAUUUUUGAUUUCUCAUUGCGUGUGCUAUCGCGUAGUUUUUCGGUUUUUUUAUCAUGUAACAGAGUGUUUCUUCUUUUUGAUUUCAAUUACUCUUUUUAAUCAUCUUCUUUUGUUUGAAAUCUUUAGAUCCUUUGAGAGUUUUUUUUCUUCUACUAAAUUUCAUUACGAUUGACAUUGACAUUGCAAGUUUUCUUGAAGAUGAUAGAUUUUUUUUACCCUUUCUUUCAUAAUAAUUGUUUUCUUGAUUGAUUUUUUACUUUGCAAUAUUGAAAUAGUUUUUGAAACAC